Cucurbita maxima (winter squash) is the source of this 2056-nucleotide messenger RNA. Its product is annotated as phenylalanine--tRNA ligase, chloroplastic/mitochondrial-like. Gene Ontology annotation, cellular component: cytoplasm; mitochondrion. NCBI's taxonomy places the organism in Eukaryota, Viridiplantae, Streptophyta, Magnoliopsida, Cucurbitales, Cucurbitaceae. Gene Ontology annotation, molecular function: phenylalanine-tRNA ligase activity; tRNA binding; ATP binding. Gene Ontology annotation, biological process: phenylalanyl-tRNA aminoacylation. The record is from RefSeq and is a predicted model, not a curated record. The transcript has 11 exons. The coding region runs from base 49 to 1326 and encodes 425 amino acids.
GAAAGUCUCCCGCGAUAAGAUUAUGUAGGAGUGGACGAGACGACCAGCAUGGCAUCCACUCUGCCACUCACUCGAGCUUUUCUCUUCGCCGAUGCUUCCAAUCAUCUACGCCGGAACUGCCUCAGAAGCUUCGCUUUCUCUGCGGCUUUCUCCUCCGACAGCGUUCACUGCAAGAAAUGGAGACACCCGGUCUCUUCACUUCCCGAACUUGGCGGAGUCGCAAUUGCGAGAGAUGAUGUUGUGAGAGAUGAUCCUACGAACAAUGUCCCCGAUAAUAUUUUUUCAAAACUUGGUGUGCAACUCCACCGAAAAGAUAACCAUCCACUCGGCAUUCUGAAGAAUGAGAUAUACAAAUACUUUGAUACAAAUUACUCAAAUAAGUUCGAUAAAUUUGAUGACCUCAGUCCAAUUGUUUCUGUGAAGGAGAAUUUUGAUGAUGUGUUGGUUCCAGAAGAUCAUGUAAGCCGAAGUUAUAACGAUACAUACUAUAUUGACUCGCAAACUGUCCUUAGGUGUCAUACAAGUGCUCAUCAGGCGGAGCUGUUGAGGAGUGGAUAUACUCAGUUUCUUGUGACAGGAGAUGUGUACCGUCGGGAUUCCAUUGAUUCAACUCACUACCCUGUAUUUCAUCAGAUGGAAGGUGUCCGUGUUUUUUCUCUAAAUGAUUGGGAGGCAUCCAGCACAGAUGGAACAUCUUAUGCAGCUGACGACUUGAAGAAAUGCUUGGAAGGUUUGGCAAGGCAUUUAUUUGGUGCUGUGGAAAUGCGAUGGGUUGAUACAUACUUUCCAUUUACGAACCCAUCAUUUGAACUUGAGAUUUUCUUUCAGGAGAAAUGGCUGGAAGUAUUGGGAUGUGGAGUGAUGGAGCAAGAAAUAUUGAAAAGAAGUGGUAAAGAGAACAAUGUUGCAUGGGCUUUUGGACUCGGAUUGGAAAGGCUGGCUAUGGUUCUUUUUGAUAUACCUGAUAUCCGUUUAUUUUGGUCAGCUGAUGAGCGAUUUACCUCUCAGUUUUCAAAGGGCAAGCUAGGUGUUAAAUUUAAACCGUUCUCUAAGUUUCCACCUUGCUACAAGGACGUUAGUUUUUGGAUCAAUGAAUCUUUCACCGAGAAUAAUUUAUGUGAAGUUGUUAGAGGAAUUGCCGGUGAUCUUGUUGAAGAGGUGCGAUUGAUUGACAGUUUUACCAACAACAAGAAGGGGAUGACGAGUCACUGUUACAGGAUUGCUUACCGAUCUAUGGAACGGUCACUAACGGAUGAAGAAAUCAAUGAUUUGCAGUGGAAUGUGAGAGAACAGGUUCAUAGCAAGUUGAAAGUUGUCUUGAGAUGAGCAUCGGACAUGCAACAAUUUCAGUCAAAGCCAUCCAGGAAUCCAGUUCUUCUAUUGGUGUUUGUUUCCUGAAACCAAAAGAAUCAGAAGCGCAUUUGACGUCCAAUAUCUCCCUUUUAUAUAGAAUAGAAGCUGAAGGAAGGUACUUUUCCAGAAUACUUGAGCCAAUUUUGAUAUUUCUUUGCAACUAAUCAGGCCUGCAGGUUAAGGUAUUGUACAUACAAAAUAUAUAGAACUUCUAACAAUACAUAAAACAACCAAACUUGAACUAGAGCCAGAUAAUCUACCAAACAAAAUGAUAUUAUGAUAAACAUUAACUACAAGAAAAACGACAGAUAACUUUUCAACACCUCCUCCAACUACCAAUAUACCUUACAUUUUUGUAAAUAUGAUAAAGACCUUUCCUGAUAGGGAAUUCCCUAUCCCGAAGCUACAUAAAUAGCAAUCUACACGGUCUUUGAAUAAUUAAUUUCAGAGUACAAUUAGGUCCUGGUAGAAUGAAUUAACGAGUGUUUAGAGUUUAGAUUUCAUAAUUAUUUUAAGAUGCAUUUGAAACCUGUUCAUAAACACAAGGGCCUGUUUAGGUUUCAAGAGAGUUUUGGUCUUGAAGUAUGGAAAGAUGUGAAGGGCAGAGUUGUAAAGGUCUGAAGCAUAAGUUGUUGAAUGGAAAUGAUAGAUUAAGCAGAGGAUGAAGCAAGGACUGUGUGGACAAGACAGUUUCCAACCAAAA